Molecule: messenger RNA, 1503 nt
Organism: Symbiodinium necroappetens
Lineage: Eukaryota; Dinophyceae; Suessiales; Symbiodiniaceae
Source: the annotation of a GenBank genome assembly
AUGGGGCCGCGCACUGCGAGCCCUUGGGGCGCUGCGGAGUGGCGAGGUCACAGAGUUCUGAGAAAGUUCGGGUCUGUGAGGGUGGCUUUGGUGUCCGAGGCUCUGGUGGGUUUGGUGUCUCUGACAAGCGCCGCGCAAUGCUGUGCCUUGUGCCUGCGGCGCUUGCCGCUUCAGCCCUGUGCUGGCUGUGCAUGCUUCGGCUAUUGCAGCGAUGCGUACCGUCAAGCAGAUGCCCCCGACCACUCACGGGAAUGCGCUGCAAUUCCGCUCCUUGUCAAGAAGCUGUCCGCUUGUGGGAGCCACGUCUGGCAUCGCGGGGAUGCCCUCCUGGACGCGCUGCUCUCGGCGCGGCUGCUGCGCGCCGGGCAUCCGGCAGAGUCUCUGGCCGCCAGCCUGGCGUCGCCGUUGCUGGGUCGGCCCAAAGCCUUAGAGGCCAUGCUCCAAGCCCCGGCGUUGGCGAUCCCCGUGGCCAUCGCCAGGAGCCUGCUGGAGGUUGCAGCGGAGGUGCCGCAACUGCUUCCAGAGAGGUUCCGGCAUGCUCGACUGCACCAGGCGAGCCUUGAGCUGGUGAUCGGGGUCCUCAUGCAGAUGCAAUGCAACAUGACGGGAGUGGUCGAACACUCCUGCUUCGAGUCGGUCGGUUCUGCACUCUUCGCAGAGGGCUCUUUGGCCAACCACGACUGUGCUCCCACGUGCCAGUUCCUCUUCCGGUUCCGAGAGGGAGCGCGCCCGAGCCUGGAGCUCCAAUGUGUGCGCGAUGUUGAGGCGGGUGAGAGCCUUUGCAUCUCCUACGGUGACUUGGCUCGGCCUGUCUGGGAGCGACGAAGAAACCUCCAAGCCUCGCACUGGUUCAGCUGCAAAUGUGCGAAGUGCAUGAAAGAUCUGACUCCCAGCGGGCUCCUGAAGCAGCUUGAGUCCGUGAGCGAUCCGAAAGGGCAGCUCCUCCGGUCUCUCUUCGAAAGAUCGCUUCCAGAGGAGGCGGAAGCUGCGAAGAUGCUCCAGGUCUUCAAGGCCCUGAAGGUACCUUUUGCCAGCACGUCGGCAGAUGCCGCCGUCUCUUUGGCCCUGAAGGGCUUAGCCAAGUUGGAGCCACUGGAAAAACGCAGCGCUCGCAGCAACCUUCGGAUCAUCCAAGGCUCGCUGGCCAAGCUGCUGCCGGCGGUUCAUCGGGAAGCCGUGAUCCUGCAGGAGCUGCAGAGCCUCGCCCUGUCCACAGCUGAGUUGGCCGAAGACUUUUCGACGGUUCUGGAGAUGGCGAAGGAGCUCCGGGCUCGCUGCCUGGAGCGCUACGGCCCCUUCCACCUGAAGCGCUGCUUCCUGCUGCGGAAGGAGUUGGCAGCGCACGAAGCUCUGGGUUCUCCGGCGACCGAGGCGGCCGAGGCGGCCGAAGCCUUCGAGAAGCUCUUGAUCCGGCUUGGGCUGAAAGACAAACACGACACGGACUCCCAGGACACCGGCCUCGCCCACUCAGAGCCGGGCAUCGAUCUGGACACCAUGGACUAG